Acaulospora colombiana is the source of this 408-nucleotide messenger RNA. NCBI's taxonomy places the organism in Eukaryota, Fungi, Glomeromycota, Glomeromycetes, Diversisporales, Acaulosporaceae. The record is from the annotation of a GenBank genome assembly.
AUGUUCAAGCGAGUGAAUGCUGCAAAAACCGUCACGACCUCUUUGCUACCUUUGAACGCAAAUACUUGUGGGAAUAUCGUAUCAAAUGACUUUCUGACUGCACAACAACUGCAACAGCAGCGGCAGAAUACCAUGUUUGGGUCGACCUUACAACCGGCACCACAAAUGAUGCAUCCUCCGCUCACUUCGAAUCAUAUUCAACAAACUCCCAUGCAACAAUCUCCCAAUUUAUUUCCUUCUCAACUGCACCCUUUGCAAAUUCCUGCACAACAACUUCACGCCCAAUCUUCCCAACGAGAUGUGACAUUAAACAUUGGAAAUCCUUCUGGAGUCUGUAACCUUGGUGGGAUGACUUCGGGGACUACUAGCGUUGGCGGAGCCUACCCGAGUAAAUUACAACGAAUUUAA